AUGGAUCAUAUAUGCAAGUUUCCUGCCCUCAUUUGGCUUCUGUAUUUGAUUUGUGUUUUAAUAUAUUCCCCCUUCUUUUCCCCCCCAGUUUGUGCGGGCACAGAGAACAAGCUGAGCUCUCUGUCUGAUCUUGACCAACAAUAUCGUGCAUUGCGCAAGUACUACGAGAACUGUGAGGUGGUCAUGGGCAACCUCGAAAUCACCAGCAUCGAACACAACCGAGACCUCUCCUUUUUACGGUCAAUCCGAGAAGUCACAGGCUACGUCUUGGUUGCUCUGAAUCAAUUUGAGUACCUUCCCUUGGAGAAUCUCCGCAUCAUUCGUGGAACAAAACUCUACGAAGAUCACUAUGCUUUGGCCAUCUUCCUUAAUUACAAAAAGGAUGGAAGCUAUGGACUCAGGCGCCUUGGACUGAAGAACCUGACUGAAAUCUUAAGGGGAGGAGCAUACGUUGGUCAGAACAGGGUCCUUUGCUAUGCGGAUACGAUCCAUUGGGAAGACAUUGUCCGUAAUCCUUCAGCUUCCAACUUCUCUGUGGUUCCGAAAAACAGCAGUACAGAUUGUGGCCAUUGUCACAAAUCCUGUGGAAACAGAUGUUGGGGAUCUUCUGCUGAUGAGUGCCAGAGCUUAACGAAGAUGGUGUGUGCCGAGCAAUGUGACGGGCGGUGCUAUGGGCGCUCUGUCAGCGAGUGCUGCCACCGCGAAUGCGCUGGAGGCUGCUCCGGGCCCAAGGACACGGACUGCUUUGCGUGCUUGAAUUUCAAUGACAGCGGGGCCUGCGUCACACAAUGUCCCCAGACCUCGGUAUACAACCCUGCCACCUUCCAGAUGGAGACCAACCGAGACGGCAAAUACACCUACGGCGCUUUCUGUGUCAAAAAGUGCCCACAUAACUUUGUGGUGGAUAUCAGCUCUUGUGUUCGGGCCUGCCCCAGCCCCAAGAUGGAAGUUGAAGAAAAUGGUAUUAAGACCUGCAAGCCGUGUACGGACAUCUGCCCCAAAGCAUGUGACGGCAUAGGUACGGGAAGUUUGAUGUAUGCGCAGACGGUCGACUCCAAUAACAUUGACCAGUUUGUCAACUGCACCAAGAUCAAUGGGAAUCUGAUCUUCCUGGUCACUGGAAUCCACGGGGACCCUUAUCACAUGAUUGAAGCCAUUGACCCGCAGAAUUUAAACGUCUUCCAAACAGUGAGGGAGAUAACAGGUUACCUGAAUAUACAGUCGUGGCCAGAAAACAUGACAGAUUUCAGUGUCUUUUCGAAUUUGGUUACCAUAGGCGGACGAGCACUUUACAGCGGCCUCUCCUUGCUUAUUCUCAAGCAGCAGGGAAUUCGAUCGCUGCAUUUCCAGUCCUUGAAGCAUAUCAGUGCUGGCAACGUCUACAUAACAGACAAUACUAACUUGUGCUUCUAUCACACCAUCAACUGGACCAGUCUCUUCAGCACUGCCAACCAAAAGACUGUGAUCCACAGAAACAAGAAGGCUGAAAACUGCACUGCAGAGGGGAUGGUGUGCAGCCGCUUGUGCUCCAAGGACGGGUGUUGGGGCCCUGGGCCCGACCAGUGUUUGUCCUGUAAGCGCUUCAUCCGAGGAAGGACCUGUGUGGAAGCUUGUAACCUCUAUGAGGGUGAAUUCCGGGAGUUUGCAAAUGGUUCCGUCUGUGUGGAUUGUGACCCCCAGUGUGAGAAGAUGGAUAAUAGUAGGAUCACAUGCAGGGGACCAGGACCAGAUCACUGUACCAAGUGCUUCCAUUUUAAAGAUGGCCCAAACUGCGUGGAGAAGUGCCCUGACGGCGUGCAGGGGGCCAGCAGCUUCAUCUUCAAAUAUGCCGACGAGAACCGCGAGUGCCACUCUUGUGAUCCAAACUGUACACAAGGGUGUAGAGGCCCCGCUAGUCAUGACUGCAUUUACUAUCCGUGGACGAGCGAGUCCACGUUACUCCAACCCGCUAGGACCCCCCUGAUUGCUGCUGGAGUGAUUGGCGGACUCUUCAUCAUCGUCAUUUUAGGCCUGACCUUUGCGGUUUACGUGAGACGCAAGACCAUCAAGAAAAAGAGGGCCUUGCGACGGUUCCUGGAGACUGAGCUGGUCGAACCCUUGACCCCAAGCGGCACCGCACCUAACCAGGCACAGCUUCGGAUCCUGAAGGAAACGGAGCUCAAGCGUGUGAAGAUCCUUGGAUCUGGGGCCUUUGGAACGGUGUACAAGGGUGUUUGGGUUCCUGAAGGAGAGAGCGUGAAGAUUCCUGUGGCAAUUAAAAUCCUGAAUGAGACCACCGGUCCAAAAGCCAAUGUGGAAUUCAUGGAUGAAGCGCUGAUCAUGGCGAGCAUGGACCAUCCCCACCUGGUCCGGCUCCUGGGGGUGUGCUUGAGCCCGACAAUCCAGCUGGUCACUCAGCUGAUGCCCUACGGCUGCCUGCUGGAAUACGUCCACGAGCACAAAGACAACAUUGGCUCCCAGCUGCUGCUGAACUGGUGCGUCCAGAUAGCCAAGGGAAUGAUGUACCUGGAAGAGAGACGCUUGGUCCACCGAGACUUGGCGGCCCGGAAUGUCUUGGUGAAAUCACCGAAUCACGUGAAGAUCACAGACUUUGGCCUGGCCAGGUUACUGGAAGGGGACGAGAAAGAAUACAGCGCAGAUGGUGGAAAGAUGCCAAUUAAAUGGAUGGCUCUUGAAUGUAUCCAUUACCGGAAAUUCACACAUCAGACCGACGUUUGGAGCUAUGGUGUUACUAUUUGGGAGCUGAUGACCUUUGGUGGAAAGCCCUAUGAUGGCAUCCCAACGAGGGACAUUCCUGACCUGUUAGAGAAAGGGGAGCGCUUGCCACAACCUCCCAUCUGCACCAUUGACGUUUACAUGGUCAUGGUGAAAUGCUGGAUGAUUGAUGCAGACAGUCGGCCGAAGUUCAAGGAGCUGGCUGCCGAAUUCUCCCGAAUGGCUCGAGACCCUCAGAGAUACCUGGUCAUUCAGGGGGAUGACCGCAUGAAACUGCCAAGCCCAAAUGACAGCAAGUUCUUCCAAAACCUGCUCGACGAGGGGGACCUGGAAGAUAUGAUGGAUGCCGAAGAAUACCUCGUCCCCCAGGCAUUUAACAUUCCUCCACCCAUGUACACCUCCAGGGCAAGAAUCGAUUCCAACAGGAGUGAAAUUGGACACAGCCCUCCUCCUGCCUACACCCCCAUGUCAGGAAACCAGUUUAUCUACAGAGAUGGCAGCUUGGCUGCAGAACACGGAAUCCCUCUGCCGUAUCGGGCUGCCAUCCCGAGCCUCGUGCCCGAACCCCCCCUUGCACAAGGCGCUGCAGAGAUCUGUGACGACACUUGCUGCAAUGGUACCCUUCGAAAACAGGUGGCCACUCUGGUGCAGGAAGAGAGCGUUGCUCAGAGGUACAGCGCAGACCCGACCAUUUUUGUACCGGAACGGGGGCCAAGGAACGAGCUUGAUGAAGAUGGGUACAUGACUCCGAUGCCGGAGAAGUCUAAAACAGAUCACGUGAAUCCAGUGGAGGAGAACCCAUUCGUGUCCCGGCGGAAGAACGGUGAUCUCCAAGCGCUGGACAACCCCGAGUACCACAACGGCCAAACUGGGCAACCCAAAGCAGAGGAUGAGUAUGUGAACGAGCCCUUGUACCUCAACACCUUUGCAAGCACCUUGGAGAGUGCGGAGUACAUGAAGAAGAAUGGGCUUCCAUUGCCAGAAAAGCCCCGGAAGGCCUUCGACAACCCCGGCUACUGGAAUCACAGCCUGCCUCCGAGAAGCACCCUACAACACCCGGACUACCUGCAGGAAUACAGCACAAAAUAUUUUUACAAACAAAACGGAAGGAUCCGGCCUAUUGUGGCGGAGAACCCUGAAUACCUGUCAGAGUUCUCCUUGAAGCCUGGCACAAUGCUGCCUCCUCCACCCUACAGACACCGAAACACCGUCGUGUAACCCCGGAAGUAUUAGAGAAAUAGAGAACCAUACCAGCACUCUUUCC
Euleptes europaea (tarantolino) is the source of this 3979-nucleotide messenger RNA. It is a transcript of the gene ERBB4, whose product is annotated as erb-b2 receptor tyrosine kinase 4. Gene Ontology annotation, biological process: cell surface receptor protein tyrosine kinase signaling pathway; protein phosphorylation; positive regulation of cell population proliferation. Gene Ontology annotation, cellular component: signaling receptor complex; basal plasma membrane. The transcript has 28 exons. The record is from RefSeq and is a predicted model, not a curated record. Gene Ontology annotation, molecular function: ATP binding; epidermal growth factor receptor binding; transmembrane receptor protein tyrosine kinase activity. The coding region runs from base 1 to 3933 and encodes 1310 amino acids. NCBI's taxonomy places the organism in Eukaryota, Metazoa, Chordata, Lepidosauria, Squamata, Sphaerodactylidae.